Messenger RNA from Aspergillus fischeri NRRL 181, 306 nucleotides. RefSeq names its product DUF4396 domain-containing protein. The transcript is spliced from 2 exons. Bases 1 to 306 code for a protein of 101 amino acids. The record is from RefSeq and is a predicted model, not a curated record. Lineage: Eukaryota; Fungi; Ascomycota; Eurotiomycetes; Eurotiales; Aspergillaceae.
AUGGGCGUUUCUAUGGCGAGUGGAAUCACCACGUCAAUUCUUCUGGAGACUGUCCUGCUCCGACGUGGAGCGGACAAGCUUCCCUGGGGACUGGCAUUUCGGACUGCGACGGGUAUGAGUCUUGUCUCCAUGCUGGCCAUGGAGACGAUGCAGAAUCUGGUGGAUUACCAUCUCACCGGGGGUGUGGUGCUGCUGGAUGAUCCGCGGUUCUGGGCGGCUGCACUGGUGUCGAUGGGUGCUGGAUUUUUGGCCCCGAUGCCGUAUAAUUAUUGGCGUUUGGUCAAGUAUGGGAAGAGUUGUCAUUGA